CUAAGUAUCACUGUAUUAUGGUCAGACUGCCUGUGACUGCAGCCCAACCAUUCCCUCCCAAAAUCCCAUUCCAUUGCAACGAGCUUCUUUCCUUCAGGUAGGCUGCUUUAUGUCUUCCUUUUCUCUCGUUCAAUAACAUUUUCGUUCUCGCCAGGAACGUGCAAUCCAACCUCGCCCUUUGUCACCGCGCGAGCAUUCAGCCACGGCCGCCAGAUCAGAGAGCGUUCAAUGGGGAAUGCUGGUGAGUGUGAAGCUUGUCAAUCCCACACGAAACAGCAGGCAGAGAGAGAGAGAUGUGAAGUCGGCUCCUUCACGAGCCCAUCCUUCCCGGGAUGCCGUCUCUCCGUUAUCCUCAUGACGUCACGAGUACGCAAGAUGGAAGUAACCUUCAUGGUUUCGGGAAUCCAACCCGUUCAUAUUUUGAGUUUUCAAGUUUCAACAAAUUCUUUCUUUUUCUCUCUCUCUACUCACGGAGAUCGCGAAGCUCAGGCAGAAAGUGGCUGUACGAUAUGCAAGCAAAAGAAGACGUUUGCCUGAUGGCAGCAAACAGUCACCAUUUGCUUACCUCGGAUAUGUGACAUGUGUGAAGCACAAAACCACACAAGACGGUGGGAGACUGCGGGACUGCAGCUGCGGCGAUUAUAUGUGUAGAUCAAUCAAGCAAGCAAGAAACGCAUAAUUUAUGGCACAACGCAUGCCUGAUGGCAGCAGAGGACAGAAGUCCGAGCCAGAGAGCUGAGCCACGGAAGCAAAGCAUAUCAGAACAGGGGAAUGGAGGGGACGGGAGGGCGGCUGACUGGUGGCAUGGCUGCGUCGACACUGUACUUACAAGGUAGUAAUAUAUGAAACCGCGAGACAGAAAAGACUGCAGUAUGUGCAGGCCUCCCGCCCGCCAUGACUCUUGCUUGAUUGUGCGUGUUUGAAGGUGUCAUUCCAAUAAACAACGACCAUGUUGCAGCAGCAGCAGGAGCUACUGCUGGUUGUAUGGAGUAGUGAAGUAGGUUGUGGGAGGAGCCCUACCAUAGCCAGAGACAAUCCAUGGAUGAAAGUCGCUCUGCGAGAAUCUCCCUCGCACAGCGCAAAGACUAUGUUCUACGAGCCUAUCCAAAGACAUGCCGCUGCGGAAUGAGUUGAAUGAGAUGAGAAGACAAAGAGGUUACGCCCUAACCCCUUUGUCAGCAGCAACAUGACCCUAACCGUUAGGGUCAUGUUGCUGCUUGCCGGAGUAGGUCUGAGCAUUCGACGGUCUGUAGUAACAGUUUGUCGAAUCACAUAUGCCUAGUAAUUGUGUCUCCAUUAUGGGUCCAACAUGAUCUUAUUGAAUUCGUUGAUUAAUCUCGGCUCUGUUCCACAAUAGAUGUCUUAUCGCAACGAGAACUGCUGAUACAGAGUUGGUUGACGUUAAUUAGUGAAUCCAUCCCUCAGUCAUUUAAAUUAGUUUGACUUCCAAUUUGAGAUUUUAAACAGGCACAAUUCCACUUCAUCUCUUACAAUCAAUCAAUAGACCAACAAAUGGAUCAAUACUUUGUCCGUUCCAUCCUUCCAUUUGUUUAAUCGCAAAAAAUUUCCAGAUUCUACGAAUACUCAAAGCAAAGAAGCUCAGGCUGUCCCGCUGUGCCCUGGCCUGCCCAGCACUGCUGCGCUGAGCAGCUGGCAAAAGUGUGCCUCUGGUACAAGGAGGAUUUCGUUCAGCUCCCUUUGGACGCCGUCUCGAUCUCAAGCCUCAGGGUCGCAAGGUGGCUGCUGGCAGGACCAGGGGCAGGAUUCUUUACGAUCCCAACACGACACGGUGCCCUGGACAAGCCUUGCAGAAGGGAAGGGAUGGGAUGGGAUCCUGAGACUUACUUGCUAGCUCACUUACUUGCAGCAGUCUACAGGUGCCUGUGCCUGAAUGAGAUGAAAGAACAGAUGAUGAUGAGGAUCAUGAAAAAAAGAGAAAAGUACAAGCCAGCACAGGAAGAGAUAGGUACAUAAGAAGCGGGUGAAAUAAGUAGGGUAGGAAAAGGUGAAGCCUCGAUCGGCCCGCUGUUACACAAUCGAGAUGAGAGGAGAUGAUGCGCUGCUGCCUGCCAAGAGAUUGAGCGGGCGAGCGAGCGUUGAUUCUCGGUAAGCCUGGAGGCAAAAUCAUUAGUACCACGAGCUGGCCGUGAGGGAACUUCGAGGCGUUAGAGUGGAGUCAACAAGGUCAAUGAUUCUGAAUUAUUCCCCGCCAGAUCUUCCCCUCCAUAUUUUAACAUAAUUUUAAUAAAAAAAAUUUAACAAUGUGCUAACCACGGGCUACAGAAACGCUAGCUGAGACCUGAACUCACAUGUGACC
Molecule: messenger RNA, 2317 nt
Organism: Marchantia polymorpha subsp. ruderalis
Lineage: Eukaryota; Viridiplantae; Streptophyta; Marchantiopsida; Marchantiales; Marchantiaceae
Source: the annotation of a GenBank genome assembly